Messenger RNA from Cladocopium goreaui, 429 nucleotides. The record is from the annotation of a GenBank genome assembly. Lineage: Eukaryota; Dinophyceae; Suessiales; Symbiodiniaceae.
AUGUCCAGUGGCGACGUGGGUUGUGUGGUGGGCCGUGCUGCCACCAGUGAGCCGUCCUCACCACCCAGGCCAGCUCAACCCUUGAGACCUCUCUCGGAACGUGCCCCUGGAGCACGAGUGUGUCCGUUGUACAUCGGCGCGACUGCGUGGCCCAGCUUGCACGAUGAAACCCGGGUGGAGGCCGCCUACAACCAGGAGUUUCCGCCCUUGGGGCCCAGCAAAAAGUCCAAGGGCGGCCUCACGCUCGAAGAGAUCGAGCGCAGGAGAAAGUUUGCAAAGAUGGUGAAACAAAUGCAGGAAGAAAAGGAGGCGAUAGGAAUUGCUCUCGCGAAAGCUGAGAAGAAAGCCCUUGCCCUCCAAGACCAGGUCUCCCAGAACUUGAAGCGGAUCGAAGUCCAGGAAGAGCAAAUUCCCGAAGAACUUCGAUGA